AUGGAGAAGCGCCUGCAGGAGGCCCAGCUGUACAAGGAGAAAGGGAACCAAUGUUACCGGGAAGGGAAGUGCCGAGAUGCUGUGCGUGGGCACCAUCGAGCUCUGCAGCAGCUGCGGGGUCUCGAUCCAAGUCUGCCCUCCCCGAUGCCUAAUCUGGGACCUCAGGGCCCGGCCCUCACACCUGAACAGGAAAACGUACUGCACACCACCCAGACAGACUGCUACAACAACCUAGCUGCCUGUCUUCUUCAGAUGGAGCCAGUAAACUAUGAACGGGUGAAAGAAUACAGUCAGAAAGUCCUGGAACGACAGCCUGAUGAUGCCAAGGCCCUGUAUUGGUCUGGGGUGGCCUCUUUCCACCUGCAGGUCUAUGACCAGGCUUGGCACUACCUCAUGGCUGCUGUCAAUAGGCAGCCAAAAGAUGCCAGUGUCCGGCGGUACCUUCAGCUAACGCAGUCGGAACGCAGCAGCUACCAUCGGAAAGAGAAGCAGCUCUACCUGGGCAUGUUUGGUUAACAAAGAAGAAAGAUACCCCUCCACUGGAACUUGGGUGAACCAUU
Molecule: messenger RNA, 560 nt
Organism: Balaenoptera acutorostrata (minke whale)
Lineage: Eukaryota; Metazoa; Chordata; Mammalia; Artiodactyla; Balaenopteridae
Product: tetratricopeptide repeat protein 9C-like
Exons: 1
Coding region: 1-516 (171 amino acids)
Molecular function (GO): protein binding
Source: RefSeq, a predicted model, not a curated record